AUGGGUGCGGUGGCCGAGUUCAACAGUUGGCUUAGCUCCAAGCUGCGUGCUUCGAAGGCGGAUGUGAGCGUAUUCGGUUCCUACAUUACCGGUAUCCUGGAGGGCGAUGAAAACAACGAGGAAAAAGUGGAAGCUUUGGAGGGCAUCCUUAGCGCAAUUAUUGAAACCGAUCUGGAUCCAUUCAUCAAAGAGAUACUGGACAAGUGGAAAACUUGCCACAGCCAAGAAGCAGAAUCUUCCAAACCCAAGCUGGAUGUUGAGGUUCAGCUAGCGAAAUUGUUGGAAGGACAAAAGCUAGCGACAAAAGUGGAACGAGAAUACACUGAGGAGGAACGACGGAUCAAGGAACAGAUUCUGUCGCAAUACAGCCAGCUCUCUGAAAGUGAACCAGACGAAGAAGACGAAGAAGGAGGAGGCGGAGGUGCCACCAGUUCCGAUCCAAAGCUGGUGAAAAACACCAACUUUGCUGAUGUGCAAGCACUCGCGCGCGAAAAACGCGAGCAGGCCAAACUAGAAAGCCAACUGAAAAAGGAAAAGGAUAAGCAGGACCGAGAAAAGCAACGUCAGUUACGGGAGGAAAAGAAAGAAAAACGGAAGACCGUCAAAGGCGAACGACGACGGUAGCGC
Molecule: messenger RNA, 627 nt
Organism: Anopheles maculipalpis
Lineage: Eukaryota; Metazoa; Arthropoda; Insecta; Diptera; Culicidae
Product: coiled-coil domain-containing protein 43
Exons: 3
Coding region: 1-624 (207 amino acids)
Source: RefSeq, a predicted model, not a curated record